Messenger RNA from Macrosiphum euphorbiae (potato aphid), 297 nucleotides. The record is from the annotation of a GenBank genome assembly. Lineage: Eukaryota; Metazoa; Arthropoda; Insecta; Hemiptera; Aphididae.
AUGGUUACCGCACUGGUAGCGGCGGCCGAAGAUAAGGACGAGGAGGAGGAGGAGGAGGAUAACGACGACGACGGUGGUGACGACAAAGAGGAAGUAGAACGCAGGGAAGAGGACGAGGAGACGGCGGAUUCGCGUGGUUCGGCGGCGGACAUCGCGAGCGUUACGGCUGCGGCGGCUACAACAACGACAAUACGUAUAGACCACGACCAAUUGUAUCGGUUACGUGUCUUCCACAUACUUCCCACAAACGCUCAGGUCGGCGGCGACGUCGUUACACACGCGACUGGCGGCCAAUAA